Mya arenaria is the source of this 2999-nucleotide messenger RNA. Its product is annotated as NT-3 growth factor receptor-like. Lineage: Eukaryota; Metazoa; Mollusca; Bivalvia; Myida; Myidae. Gene Ontology annotation, cellular component: signaling receptor complex; axon; plasma membrane. The record is from RefSeq and is a predicted model, not a curated record. Bases 307 to 2871 code for a protein of 854 amino acids. Gene Ontology annotation, biological process: positive regulation of kinase activity; multicellular organism development; cellular response to nerve growth factor stimulus. Gene Ontology annotation, molecular function: ATP binding; transmembrane receptor protein tyrosine kinase activity; neurotrophin receptor activity. The transcript has 15 exons.
UGACGAUACAGUCGUAUGAUUAAAUAUAUAUUAAGUAAAACGCAUAAUUAAGUUAACUGUUUUAAAAGAAUGUGAUAAAAAAUGGAUAUGUGAAAAAUAAUUUUGAAUGAAAACAAUUCAUAAUUGAAUAAAUUCAUUUUAUAACCGCAUCGUGUUGUGGCAUUAGUUGUUUGACUAUGAAUAGUUAAGAGCCGAAACAAGGAGCCAUUCUUCUAAGACUCAUGAUUCACAAAUCGUAUACAGCGAACAAGGAAAACAACAUUGAAACAAAUUUGAAAUAACUAUUGUAGUGAUAGAAAAGAAAAAAUGUUGCGGAUUUUUAUAUUAAAGUGGUUCGUAUUAAAAGGGUUUUUACUGUCAGCAUUUUGCAACGCAACGGACACGCCCAAAUUCCCUACCCCCUUUGGCAAUGCAAGAAAGUUCUCGAAUGUUCAACCACCAUCACAAGUCCACACGCAAGCGACGUUUAAUGAAUUUAUGGGUACUAGUCAGAGCAGCAAUACACGAGUUGGUGUUGGAAGUGGCUUAGAUUGUGUUCUUCAAUGCGCGUGUAGAGUAAGAUCCAACGCUAUGUCGUAUAAAACACUGACAUGUGACACACCGGACACGUUGACGUCAUUUCCCGUUCUACAGGACAAGGAACUAAUGGCGAACAUUACAGGAAUAAUGAUAGCGAGCCAACCUCGUCUGACACGGCUUUCCGCUGAGGAUAUGGCACACUACCCUGGAUUAAAUGUGAUGUCGAUCAAACAUUCUGGCCUACGUUACGUGUUGGACGGGACGUUUAACGCUACGCAGAAUUUAACAGAACUACAUCUACAGAACAACAACAUCAGCCAUCUACCGUGGACCGUUUUCAACUACUCGUUGCCCCACUGGCAGCUGCAACUGAAUCUUGCUGGGAACAAAAUAGAGUGCAACUGUAGUGCAUGGUGGUUGCAGCGGGUUCUGCAACAGAGAGAUGGAACGGUAUACGUCAGCAGUGACGUCAUAAUGUGCACCAAUAGGCAACGAUUGGUCGACAUCGUUAUCGAAAACUGUGAAAUUCCAGAACUUCACAUUGAACCAAAAGAAAUUUCUAUAAAAGAGGGCCAGAGUUUUACUGUAGUUUGCAGCAGCCCGGACCCUGCUAAUAUCCAUAUGUACUGGGACACAAGUAACCUGUUGUCUGUCGUUACCUUGGAAACUAACAAUGAGACAUCAAGCAAAGUACUGAUUGUCAACAACACACAGGCCAUGGACAAUGGCUGGAUAUCUUGCAUCGCUGAAAACAGAGUAGCGAGAAUAAGAAAAACAUUUAAACUUAUUGUUAAUUCUGCGCCUGUCAUAAUCAGUCUGAGCAAAUCUGAGAAGUAUUUCUAUCCUUGCAUCCAAUUUAAAUAUAUUGGGGGACCAGCGGUGAAUCUGACUUGGUUAAAAAACGGCAAACCGUUUAACGUUGGAAACGGUUCGGGAGAUAACAGCGUGAAUGUGACAUCCAAGAUCUUGAAUCCAAAUAUUGCUGCUGAAGGUGGACGCCAUGUUGUUGGUGGAUGCCUUUGGUUCCGGAUACACAAUUUCCAUCAUUACGGGAUGUACACGUUGGUGGCAACGAACUCGUUCGGCUCUUCGAACAAAUCAACGAUCUAUGAACAGAAAACAUUGAUCAAUGGUAAUCAACAAGUCCAGCGACCAAGUGUGGACGGUAUUUUCAAGCCGAUGUUCCCAGGCCAGGACAGUCAUUCUGAACUUGUAAAGCAAAAUGAUACAUUAGACAACUCGACAUCUAGCAUCAAAAAUGACUUUAUUUACAUCAUUGUUGGAGUAUCAGUAGCUCUAGUAGCAGUUGCCAUUGGAAUGACACUAUUGUGUCUGAUGAAGCAUAAACGACCGACUUUCAAGUCAAGAACUCCACUUAUUGACAUACUAAACCCACCAAUAUCUCGAGAAAAUAUGCCACUUACACAUAACCAGAUGGUGGAGAACCCAAACUACGCCUCACAACCAAUUGACCUCCAAAGUUGCAUAGCUGUAAGACGGAUAGAAGCCGAUAGUGUUCAGUGCCUAGACCAGCUAGGGGAAGGGGCGUUUGGUCGCGUUUUCUUGGGUCAGUGUUACGAUGUUCCUACAGAUGGCCAGCAGUCCAUGGUUGCAAUUAAAGUGCUCAAAGACACAAUGACAGACGAGUCGAGAAAAGACUUCGAACGAGAAGCUGAAAUGCUCACUAGUUUAGAACACACGAACAUUGUCCAGUUUUUUGGAAUGUGCGCCAAGGAUGAUACUUUCAUGUUGAUAUUUGAAUAUAUGGAAAAUGGUGAUCUCAAUAAUUUUCUCAGAAAGCAUGGACCAGAUGCAGCUCUUUUUAAGAAGGAAGCGACAGCCCUAUUAAACACGUCGGAGUUGCUCCAUAUAGCUCGACAGGUGGCAGUAGGGAUGGAAUACCUCGCCUCCCAACAUUUCGUGCACCGCGAUCUCGCUACUAGAAACUGUUUGGUAGGAGCGGAGCUGGUCGUCAAAAUAGGCGACUUUGGAAUGUCUAGGGACAUAUAUAGCACUGACUAUUAUAAGGUUGGUGGCAACGCGGUCUUACCAGUAAGAUGGCUUCCUCCAGAGUCGUUACUUUACCGUACAUUCACGACAGAAUCCGACACCUGGAGCUUCGGUGUUCUUCUUUGGGAAAUAUUCACAUAUGGCAGGCAGCCUUGGUUCCAUUUGUCUAACAACGAGGUGAUUGACUGUAUAGUGAAUGGUCACCUGUUGGAUUGUCCGCAGAACUGUCCGGAAGAAGUCGGGAAAAUCAUGCAGGGAUGUUGGAAACAGCAGCCAGAUGAGCGCAUGACCAUGGAAAUAAUCCAUAAACACAUUGUCAGUCUCAUCGACAAUGUGGUCUGAAUUGUGAUCAAAGUCCAUAGUUGGACUAUCGAACUGGGUUUUAGUGAACCUUUUCAUAGACUCCUAUAUAAACUCGGGCAUUCUUUAAAAAUGGUGUGUACGUUGUAAUAAUCAGGAUUAAAGUUUGG